Messenger RNA from Phlebotomus papatasi, 2424 nucleotides. It is a transcript of the gene Plap, whose product is annotated as phospholipase A-2-activating protein. Gene Ontology annotation, molecular function: ubiquitin binding. Gene Ontology annotation, cellular component: cytoplasm; nucleus. Gene Ontology annotation, biological process: proteasome-mediated ubiquitin-dependent protein catabolic process; ubiquitin recycling. The transcript has 4 exons. Bases 77 to 2386 code for a protein of 769 amino acids. NCBI's taxonomy places the organism in Eukaryota, Metazoa, Arthropoda, Insecta, Diptera, Psychodidae. The record is from RefSeq and is a predicted model, not a curated record.
ACAUAACCUCACUGAGCUUGGCUGAUUCGGCGUUUUUCUUGUCUCCUGCGUGGCCCUUUUAGUGGUGAAAAUCUGCAUGAAAAUGUCUCUCAGUGAGUACAAAUUGAGUUGUGAGUUACGAGGGCAUUCCCUGGAUGUCCGAACAGUGGCUGAAGGAAGUGAUUUUAUCUUGUCUGGAUCGAGAGAUAUGAAAGUGAAAGUUUGGGCAAAGGAUGGAAAUGUGUAUAAGGAGAGAGGUUGUCUUCAAAAUCACUCCAAUUACGUAGCAGUGGUAUUUUAUCUGGAGGAAGAAGGUUGGAUUUGCACAGGAAGCAAUGACUCUACAAUUUGUAUCUAUACUUCCGGAUCUAUGGUACCUAUUCUCACCCUGAAGGAUCACAAGGCAACAGUGAGCUGCUUAUGUAAGGGUUUAGAGCCCAGAAGUAUCGUGUCUGGGAGUUGGGAUAAAACUGGGAGAAUUUGGAGGAUUUCUGAUGCCAAUCAGGUGUCUUCGGUGCUUCUGAGUGGGCAUGAGGCAGCGGUGUGGGCUGUGGAGUCUGUUCCAUGUGGACAGAGGUAUGUGACAGGAUCAGCAGACAAGAAUAUUUUUGUGUGGAAUGCUUCCGGAGUGAAGAUAUUUGUACUAAAGGGGCAUAGUGAUUGCGUUCGGGGAUUGAUCGGGAUGGGGAAUGGAGGACUUCUCAGUUGUGGCAAUGAUGCGGUGAUUAAGGUGUGGAAUGAUGAAGGGGAGUGCGUCAAUGAGCUUUUUGGUCACAAUAAUUAUAUUUAUACAAUGGCUCUGAAUCGAAGCGUCGGGGAGGAUGUGCUAGUGAGCGGGGGCGAGGACAGUUCUGUGAGAAUGUGGAGUGCCUCUGAGGGGGCUCUUGGGGAAGAACUCCGUCUCCCAGCUCAAUCCGUGUGGUCGGUGACUUGUCUCCGGAAUGGGGAUAUUGUCACAGGAAGCAGCGAUGGGAUUGUCAGGAUUUUCACGAGGGAUCCGUCUCGAAUGGCUCCUACUGACACUCUAGCGGCCUACCAGACUUCUGUUGAGGUCUGGCAGCGGGAACACAGCACAGAAUUGGGUGGGAUUAAAGUUAAUGAUCUCCCUGGGCCGGAAUCCCUUUUGGUGGAGGGUACAGAAGGUCAGACCCGAAUUGUACGGCAACCUAAUGGGAAGAUUGAGUGUUUCCAGUGGACAAGGGGCAAUUGGAGCCUAGUGGGCGAUGUCACAGGAGCCUCAGGUGGUACAAAUGCCAGUUCUGGGAAAACCCUCUAUCAAGGCAAAGAAUAUGACUUUGUGUUCAAUGUGGAUGUCGAAGAUGGUGCCCCACCAAUCAAAUUGCCCUAUAAUCGAGGUCAGGACCCAUGGUUCGUGGCCCAAGAGUUCAUUCACAAACACAAUCUGCCCCAAGUGUAUCUCGAUCAAGUGGCCAAUUUCGUGAUAAAAAAUUCCGGAAAUGCCCCAGUGGCACCUUCGGAUUCCGGCUACAGAGAUCCCUUCACGGGGGCAUCGCGGUAUGUCCCCGGGUCUGGGAGCAGUGCUCUCGGUGAAGACAAUCUGGUAGAUCCCUUCACAGGGGCCUCUAGCUACAGAACUCAGCAGCCUGUCCAAACUAAUUCCGGAGAGCACUUUCCCGUCAGCACAUACGCUACCCUAGCCGUGGCAGAUCUCGAGAAGAUUCUCAAUAAGCUCAGGAGUUUUAACACCGAAAAUGCUCCGGAUGAGGCAAAAGUCAAUGACAGCAUCCUGAGUGAUGCUAUUGCUGUGGCCAGAAGCGAAGGAGGGGCACCAGACGUGCAGAUUGAGUGCCUCCGGAGUCUCCUGAAGUGGCCUCGGGGAAUUCUUUUCCCAGUGCUGGACAUUGUGAGGCUGGUGGUGAGGAAUGAGGCUACAUGUGGACUCCUGGUGAGUGGGGAAGUGAUGAAAAUUCUAGUUGAGUGUGUUAGUGAUUCAGCAGCGAAUCAGUUGAUGGCUCUGAGGUGCCUCACUAACAUGCAGAUCCACCAGGUGGGCAGGAAUCUGGUGCAUGGGAAGUUGGGGGAGAUUUUGGGGAGAGUGAGUGAAAUCCGGAAGGGAAGUGUCAAUGCUCAAGUGGCUGUUGCAACUUUCCUCCUCAAUGCCACAGUGUCUCAGAUGCAACUAGCCGAUGGGGAUGAGUGUAAAAUCCUCGGGGAAUGUUCACUGGAAACAAUGCAAUGGAUUGAAGAUCUCGAAGCUACUUACAGAUGUUUCCAGGCUUUGGGAAAUCUCACAUGUACGCCAGUUGGCCAGGAGAUUGUUGCUCUAAUUGUAUCUGUAGAUACUCUCGUGGAUAAAAUCAAGGCUUUUACUUUGGGUAAUUUGCCAGAUGGAUUUGAUAAGCUGGCCAGAUGUUCAAGGGAUCUUUGCGUGAGUCUGGGCGUGUGAAAAAUUCUUCUAAUAAAUAUUUUCUUUUUUGCAAUUUA